Molecule: messenger RNA, 850 nt
Organism: Daldinia caldariorum
Lineage: Eukaryota; Fungi; Ascomycota; Sordariomycetes; Xylariales; Hypoxylaceae
Product: stress responsive A/B barrel domain protein
Exons: 3
Coding region: 327-659 (110 amino acids)
Source: RefSeq, a predicted model, not a curated record
UGACGAUGGCUUCAUUUUGUCUGGCCGUGUGUAAGGGGGGUUACGUAACAGCUAUUACUGCGCUUUGCUGGGCGAGGCGCAUUACUUGAAAGCGUUUCCUAAUACAACAUCGAAUUACCCACAUCUUCAAACCCUAAAGAUUUAGUGUCAACCCCUUUACAUUAACAACUACUACAAUGAUUCUCCUAUGACACAACCCCACUCGGCCUUUAUAAACCUGUCCUGUCCUUUUCUUUAUAUUUUUUAUUUUUAUUCUCAUUUUUAUUUUAUUUUAUUUUAUUUUGGAUCUAUACACUUCCAAAAGUCGAUUGUUAUUCUAAUUCAACAUGGCCGUGAAACACAUAGUCCUGUUCAGGUUCAAGGCCGACGCCAGCGCCGAGACCGUAAAAGAGGGAACCUCGCGCAUGCUGAGCCUGAAAGAAGGGUGCAUUCACCCGACGACACAGAAGCCAUACAUCAAGGCUCUAACUGGCGGGAAAGAUAUCUCUAUCGAGGGAGCUGAUAACGGUAUUACCCACGCCUUCGUUAUGGAAUUCGAAUCCAUCGAAGACCGAGACCAUUACGUCAACAACGAUCCGUACCAUGCGGAGUUCAAGAGCUGGAUCAUAUCCUAUCUAGAGAAGUUUAUUAUUGUAGAUUAUGAGGAGGGUGUGUUUUGACUAGGUACCUAGGUUAAACCUAUGGGGUCAUCGGAGAAUCUGGGGAAACUGGUAUGAUGCCAAUUAGUUAUAAAACUCCUUACCUGGGUUAUGCGAAGAUGCUCGGUCUAUUCUCUAGCUCUCGUAGCCAUAUCUAUCUGGUAUCAAUGAUAUAAUCAGAAUACCCCCCCAACCUCUUCAUAGUCCUUGAA